UGAGGCUACCUGCGCGACCAACCGUGUGGGGAAACAACACCGAAAACAGCAACAGCUUUUCCACAAUGUUGCUCCACAAAAGUGUCGAACUUCGCUUCCGGUUGUGACCGAUGUGAUGGACAGUGCCAGACGUCCUGCUGAGCCCUGGAGAAGCUGUAAGCUGAUGAUUGACCCUGCUCUAACCAACGGGCUCUACAAAGUGUACCGUUACGAUGGACAGCACUUCAACUUACCGGUGGAGGACUUAGGUCUGGUCCCUGUGGAGGCGGUCAGAGAUCCUCGCGUCUGCAGACUGUGGAGCCAAAGCAACAACGUGGAGCUCCUGCUUUCUAGGUUCAAGGUUGAUGAAUGGUACGUCGGCCCCGUCCCUCCCAAAGAAGUGACCUUUUCCCGGCUGAAUGACAACGUGAACGAGGCGUUCCUCACUAACAUGUGCAAUAUCUACGGGAACGCUGAGGAGGUGGAAAUAUUUUACAACCCGAAGAACAAGAAGCACUUAGGGAUCGCAAAGGUGGUCUUCGACACGGUGAGAGCUGCGAGAGACGCCGUGCAGCACCUCCAUCAGACCUCAGUGAUGGGAAAUGUUAUCCACGUGGAAAUAGAUCCUAAAGGUGAAAACAGGGCGCGGCAUCUGCAGCUGCUCUCCCGAGGCUUUUACACUCCGUGCAUGCUGCCGGUGGGCAGCAGCGAGCCAACGCUCCAGAGCUUAAUCGACAGUCUGCUGGGCAGCGCAGCCAAUCAGCGGCAGCCGAGCAGCUUAAGCCCCACCCUGUCUCUGGACACCGCCUACUCCAGUAUUUGGCAGGACACGCCGGGCAGCUUCGGGCUCACCCCUCGCUCUCAGGGAACUCCCUGCUUCUCCCAGGACUCGUGUUACUCCAGUCUGCAGGCGACUCCCGUCCUGCAGGGGGAGCCCUCCGUCUCCGUCCUCAGUGUCCACAACCCCUUGAGACGUAAACUCGUGGCGAGGUUUCCCAGCAGACGAUCUGCCGAGGACCCUGACGUUUUUUUAAAGCAUUACAACAACGCAACCAGCAGACAGCAGCUCACUCUGUGCAGUCACAACACACAAUCCUCCACUCACAACAACACAGACCUCGCCUCCCCUGCUCAGGAGUCCACGGACGGGUUUGGGGUCACCGGUACGUCUCCAGACUCUUUCAGCAUCCUGAGAUUUAACUUCACAGCCGCCCAGCAGACGGCCGCUUCCUCGCUGCCGCGGCAACACGAACGCGUUACAGACGGUUCUUCCGAGAGUUUGGACUCCCGUAUUGAGAGUUUGCUGACAAACAGCCAGACUGAACCGUCGCACUUGGACAGGAGGACUUUAACGUUUCUUGAUCAGAAUCAGGACAGUCCGACCUCGCCGCUCUCAGACGGCUCGCUUGUUUGCACUUCCUGCGACAUCACAACCGGCUGCCAUUGCCACGACGAUGUGGAGGACGUUGAUGCGUUGUCGCUGGAGGAUGAAACUGCUCAAGCUGUUUUUUUUCUGACGAGAAACUCCCCCCAGUCUCCGUCUGAUUUCACUCAGAAGAUUCACGGAGACACGGAGCAUCAUGCAGCGAAUGAAGACGGGGAGCCCAGACGGUGCCAGAUCUCCCCGGUUCCUCCGGCUCCGUCCGCUCACCUCCCCCCUUCCAUCGCUCCUCCAAACUUUAAAUCUGUCAUCUCCCAUCCACCCGUCCCCCCUUUCCCGUUCCCCGUCCCUCCCUUUCCUCGGUCUGUUCCACCGGUUCCACCUCGCUUGCCGAAUGGCACCAUCCCCAUCCCUCCGCCAGGCUGGAUCCCACCACCGGGCCUGAUCCCUCCUCCAGGCCGUCCUAUCCCUCCUCCAGGCCAUCCUAUCCCUCCUCCAGGCCGUCCUAUCCCUCCUCCAGGCCAUCCUAUCCCUCCUCCAGGCCGUCCUAUCCCUCCUCCAGGCCGUCCCAUCCCUCCUCCAGGCCGUCCCAUCCCUCCUCCAGGCCAUCCCAUCCCUACUGCAGGCCGUCCCAUCACUCCUCCAGGCCGUCCUAUCCCUCCUCCAGGCCGGAUCCCUCCUCCAGGCCAUCAUAUGCCUCCUCCAGGCAAUCCCAUCCCUCCUCCAGGCCAUCCCAUCCCUCCUCCAGGCCGUCCUAUCCCUCCUCCAGGCCGGAUCCCUCCUCCAGGCCAUCCCAUCCCUCCUCCAGGCCGUCCUAUCCCUCCUCCAGGCCGGAUCCCUCCUCCAGGCCAUCCCAUCCCUCCUCCAGGCCGUCCUAUCCCUCCUCCAGGCCGGAUCCCUCCUCCAGGCCGUCACAUCCCUCCUCCCAUCCCUCCUCCCUUCAUUCCUCCCCCUCCAGCUUUCCUCGGACCCCCUCCAUCUUUCCCUGUGCACGCUGCGUACCCGUUACCGCCACGGCCCGCAGGCCCAUUGGAUAAACCUCCCCCGUUCCCUCGACCGCCCUUUCUCGCUCCGCCGUUCCCCAGGUUUAACCCCUUAGUCCCUCCGCCAGACUAUCCCACCGCGCCGAUAAAGAACCCUCACGAAGUCACGGUGGAAAAGGUUUUAGAAGUUAUUGCAGAUGAACUGAAGUCGAUCAUUAAGAAGGACAUAACACGCAGAGUGAUUGAAGGUGGCGCGUUCAACGCGUUUGAGGACUGGUGGGACCGUCAAGAGAAGACAACAAAGAUCCAAGUUUCUCCGGUGAAGAGCGGAGCAGCGAGCGUUCUUCUGAAUCCACUCGGUCACAUCGGCGGCCACAAGAGCCAAAAGCCUCCACUGCCGUCCUUCAGGGUAAAGAGGAGAAGAGACGAUGACGUCGUUAGGUCAGAAGAGACAGAAACUGUAACGUGUUCUACUCACCAAAGCUCAGAUGUGAAACAGGGCGAGGACGAAGCCAGACUUUGUUCUGAGAGAACCAAACGCAGACACGCACGCCCGCACGCACUCGACAGCGACGACGACGAUGAUUAUGAUGAUGAUGAUGAUGAUGGAGAGAAGGAAGAAGAAGAAGAAGAGAACACGCUUCAGGAUGAAGAAACAUCAGAAGAAGUGGAGGCGACUGGCCCGGCUGCUGCGGAUCCUCAAAGUCUGUGUGAUAGAGACGAAGGUGAUGGCGCUGAUCAUCUGGAGGAAGAAAAACCCGCCGAGGACGAAGACGCUGUCCCAAGCAGCGACGGAGAGCGGGGCUCAGAUGCCGCAGAGAGUUCUCCAGAGAGCAGCUGCUCGGAGGAGAGCCAGUUCUCCUCCGAGCAGCUGGAGAGUUUCGAAGACUCGUCGUCCUGCGACAUCAGUCCCGAAGAGGAGGAGGAGGAGGAGGAGGAAGAGGAGGAAGAGGCCGCCCGCGAGGACGCCGAGUGUAUCGUCAUCUCGUCAGACGAAGAGCCAAUGGAGACGGAGAUGUCGGCCCCGCUGACCCCCGGCGCUCUGCUGGAACCGGAAGAGAUCCACAACACUUCCUGUUUCCUGGAGGAGAACCAGAACUCUUCCUGUUUCCUGGAGGAUAACCAGAACUCUUCCUGUUUCCUGGAGGAGAACAGGAACACUUCCUGUUUCCUGGAGGAAAACCAGAACUCUUCCUGUUUCCUGGAGGAGAACAGGAACACUUCCUGUUUCCUGGAGGACAACCAGAACUCUUCCUGUUUCCUGGAGGACAUGAUGGAGCUGCAAACCAGCGAGCGCCAGGACCACCGCCCGCCUCCGUCGCCUGCAGGACUCCCAGCGGCCGAGCCACACCUGGACGUGGAGAUGGAAAGCCCUGAUUGGGCGGAGGAGUCUCCCUGCAGGCCGGUGACUCCGACCGGCUCCCUGCCGGACAGCGACCCAGACCUCCGGCUCAGAAGCUCGUCUCCGGCAGCGGAGGAGGUGGAGCGGCCGCCGACGCCGGGGAAAGGGAUCGUGGUCGGACCGGACAGCGAAGACUCUGCCGACGAUGACGUUGUGUCUCUCUCCUCGGCAGACAGCGAGCUCGUUCUCGCUCCCUCUGACCCCCCGGGCUCGUUCCCUUCGUACCAGGAAAUGCCCCAAACUCCCGGCAGAGAGGAGAGGCUUGGAUGGACUCGGUGCUGCUCGCCACCGGUGAUUAACCCGUACGUCACGGCCCCGAAGACUCCCGGGAGAGACAUCAUCAUACCCAGAAGAUCCUUAUUCCACACGAGGAAGACACAAAGCCUCUCGGAGUCUUCCUCCGACUCCUCCGACGGGAACGCUGCCUGGAUGAGUUCCUGCGUGAGAGCGAAGCCGCUGCGGGGGCUGGAGAACAUGCCGGGGCGUCUGGGCGAGACGGAGAAAUCCUUACGGAGGAGAAAACACUGGAGGAGGCGAAGGAGGAGGCUCCGUCAUCGGAGGAGGAUCGCCCGUUCCCUGUCCUCGCAGCGUGAGCCUGGGCCGUGGCGUUCCCGCGGCCAGGAGACCAGGAUCCUACACAGCGUGUGGACGGACGGCCUGGACGAAGAAGACGCGCGGCUGCUGCGGUGCACGUACGAGCGGCUGCAGGAGGUCGACAGCAGCCUCGGCUGGAUCAGCGACACGCGUUGGGUUCCUCACCCUCUGACUAAAGUCGUUGCGGAGAAGAGUUCGGAACACGAUCACCGGACCGGCUCGGCUCGCAGCGAAGGUUUCUACAGAAUCAGCCGGAGAGAGAAGAUGAAAUAUCUCAACGACACGACGCCGGCGGCUGAGCUUCCCUCGACCAGCUCUCAGCAGGGAACGAGUUCGCUGCGUGCUGGAUCGGACUUCCGCUCGGAGCAGCGCCGCCUGCUGGCGUCCUUCAGCUGCGACAGCGACCUGCUCAAGUUCAACCAGCUCAAGUUCCGGAAGAAGAGGAUCCGUUUCAGCCGGAGUCAUAUUCACGAGUGGGGCCUGUUCGCCAUGGAGCCGAUCGCAGCAGACGAGAUGGUGAUCGAGUACGUGGGACAAAUCAUCAGACAGGUGGUGGCUGACAUGAGGGAGCAGCGGUACGAGGAGCAGGGCAUCGGGAGCAGCUAUCUGUUCCGGGUGGACCAGGAAACCAUCAUCGACGCUACCAAAUGGGGGAACCUGUCGCGCUUCAUCAACCACAGCUGCAGCCCUAACUGUUAUGCAAAGAUCAUCAGUGUGGAGUCUCAGAAGAAGAUCGUGAUUUACUCCCGGCAGCCGAUCAGCAUCAACGAAGAGGUCACGUACGACUACAAGUUCCCCAUAGAGGAGACCAAGAUCCCCUGUUUGUGUGGAGCGGAGAGCUGCCGCGGCUCCCUCAACUAAACUCUGACAGAAUGUCUGAUUAUUAAUGGCUCUUCACACAGGGAGUGACAGUCCGCCUGCGUAGUCGCGUGGAUCCGCGGACUCUACUGCACUCCUCAUGUGAACAGACAAGCGGGCAACGCUCCGCCUGUAAACGCCAGGCGAUCGGUGUGUGGUAACCAUCGAGUAGGGAUGAAACUCACUCUGUGUGAGUUCUCACUUGGACCAACAAGCCACUAUUUUGGCUGAAAUCUUUUCCACAUGUUUUGCAAGAAUAUGACUUCUCACUAGGGAUGCACCGAAUCCAGAUUUUCAGGGUUCGGCCGAAUACCGAAUCCCCUGGUUGAGAUUGUGCUGACUCCUCCUCCCAU
Perca fluviatilis (European perch) is the source of this 5550-nucleotide messenger RNA. RefSeq names its product histone-lysine N-methyltransferase SETD1B-like. Lineage: Eukaryota; Metazoa; Chordata; Actinopteri; Perciformes; Percidae. The record is from RefSeq and is a predicted model, not a curated record. Gene Ontology annotation, cellular component: Set1C/COMPASS complex. The transcript is spliced from 19 exons. Gene Ontology annotation, molecular function: protein binding; histone H3K4 methyltransferase activity; RNA binding. Bases 116 to 5200 code for a protein of 1694 amino acids.